GAAGUGGACGUGCACACGCUUCCGGGCCCAGACGCCAUUUCCAGCGGCUCCGGAGUUUCGCGGGUUGUAAUCCACCGAGACAAUGAGCUAUGACUACCAUCAAAACCGGGGCCGCGAUGGAGGACCCCGCAGCUCCAGUGGGGGCUACGGAGGGGGCCACGGAGGGAGCCGAGGUUCCGGAGGCGGCGGCGGCGGCGGCGGAGGAGGAGGUGGUCGAGGUGGCCGGGGCCGGCAUCCCGGGCACCUGAAAGGCCGAGAAAUUGGCUUGUGGUACGCGAAAAAGCAGACACAGAAGAACAAGGACGCAGAAAGGCAGGAGAGAGCUGUAGUACACAUGGAUGAACGGCGAGAAGAACAGAUUGUGCAGCUACUGAAUUCUGUCCAAGCAAAGAAUGAUAAAGAUUCAGAAACACAGAUAUCCUGGUUUGCUCCUGAGGAUCAUGGAUAUGGUACUGAAAUUUCUACUGAGAACAAAUCAAGCUCAGAGAAGAAACUUGAUAAUCAGGAAAAGAAAUUGAUAAACCAAGAAAAAAGGACAUUUAGAAUAAGGGAUAAAUCAUACUUCGACCGAGAUUCUGAGUAUCUCUUGCAGUCAAAUGAACCUGAUGUAACCUUAGAUCAACAAUUAUUGGAAGAUUUACAGAAGAAAAAAACUGACCUUCGAUAUAUUGAAAUGCAGCAAUUCAGGGAAAAGCUGCCUUCAUAUGGAAUGCAAAAGGAAUUGGUAAAUUUAAUCGAUAACCAUCAGGUAACAGUAAUAAGUGGUGAAACUGGUUGUGGGAAAACCACCCAAGUUACUCAGUUCAUUUUGGAUAACUACAUUGAAAGAGGAAAAGGAUCUGCGUGCAGGAUAGUUUGUACCCAGCCAAGAAGAAUUAGUGCUAUUUCAGUUGCUGAGAGAGUGGCUGCAGAAAGGGCAGAAUCUUGUGGCAAUGGUAAUAGUACUGGAUACCAAAUUCGUCUCCAGAGUCGCUUGCCGAGGAAACAGGGUUCUAUCUUAUACUGUACAACAGGAAUCAUUCUUCAGUGGCUCCAGUCAGACCCGCAUUUGUCAAGUGUUAGUCAUAUCGUGCUUGAUGAAAUCCAUGAAAGAAAUCUACAGUCAGAUGUUUUGAUGACUGUUAUUAAAGAUCUUCUGAAUUUUCGAUCUGACUUGAAAGUAAUUUUGAUGAGUGCAACAUUGAAUGCUGAGAAAUUUUCAGAAUAUUUUGGUAACUGUCCAAUGAUACAUAUACCUGGUUUUACUUUUCCUGUUGUGGAGUAUCUGUUGGAAGACAUAAUUGAAAAAAUAAGAUAUGUUCCAGAACAAAAGGAACACAGAUCCCAGUUUAAGAGGGGUUUUAUGCAAGGGCAUGUAAACAGACAAGAAAAAGAAGAAAAAGAAGCAAUCUAUAAAGAACGCUGGCCAGAUUAUGUAAGGGAAUUGCGAAGAAGGUAUUCUGCAAGUACUGUUGAUGUCUUGGAAAUGAUGGAUGAUGAUAAAGUUGAUUUGAAUUUGAUUGCUGCCCUUAUCCGAUACAUUGUUUUGGAAGAAGAGGAUGGUGCAAUACUGGUCUUUCUACCAGGCUGGGACAAUAUCAGCACUUUACAUGAUCUCUUGAUGUCACAAGUAAUGUUUAAAUCAGAUAAGUUUCUUAUUAUACCUUUACAUUCACUGAUGCCUACAGUUAACCAGACACAGGUAUUUAAAAAAACUCCUCCUGGUGUUCGGAAAAUAGUAAUUGCUACCAACAUUGCAGAGACUAGUAUUACCAUAGAUGAUGUAGUUUAUGUGAUAGAUGGAGGAAAAAUAAAAGAAACGCACUUUGACACUCAGAACAACAUCAGUACAAUGACUGCUGAGUGGGUUAGUAAAGCUAAUGCCAAGCAGAGGAAGGGUCGAGCUGGAAGAGUUCAACCUGGUCAUUGUUAUCAUUUGUAUAAUGGACUUAGAGCAAGUCUUCUAGAUGACUAUCAGCUGCCAGAAAUUUUGAGAACUCCUUUGGAAGAACUUUGUUUACAGAUAAAGAUUUUAAGGCUAGGUGGAAUUGCAUAUUUUCUGAGUAGGUUAAUGGAUCCGCCAUCAAAUGAGGCAGUGUUGCUUUCCAUAAGACACCUGAUGGAACUGAAUGCUUUGGAUAAACAAGAAGAAUUGACCCCUCUUGGAGUCCACUUAGCACGAUUACCAGUUGAGCCACAUAUUGGGAAGAUGAUUCUUUUUGGAGCUCUCUUCUGUUGCUUAGACCCAGUACUCACUAUUGCUGCUAGUCUCAGCUUCAAAGAUCCCUUUGUCAUCCCGUUGGGAAAAGAAAAGAUUGCAGAUGCAAGAAGAAAGGAAUUGGCAAAAGAAACUAGAAGUGACCACCUGACAGUUGUGAAUGCAUUUGAGGGCUGGGAAGAAGCUAGACGACGUGGUUUCAGAUAUGAAAAGGACUAUUGCUGGGAAUAUUUUCUGUCUUCAAAUACACUGCAGAUGCUGCAUAACAUGAAAGGACAGUUUGCUGAACAUCUUCUUGGUGCUGGAUUCGUAAACAGCAGAAGUCCUAAAGAUCCAAAAUCUAACAUAAAUUCAGAUAAUGAGAAGAUAAUUAAAGCUGUCAUCUGUGCUGGUUUAUAUCCCAAAGUUGCUAAAAUUCGAGUAAAUUUGGGUAAAAAAAGAAAAAUGGUGAAAGUUUACACAAAAACUGAUGGCCUGGUUGCUCUUCAUCCGAAGUCUGUUAAUGUGGAGCAAACAGACUUUCACUACAACUGGCUUAUCUAUCACCUGAAGAUGAGAACGAGUAGUAUAUACUUGUAUGACUGCACAGAAGUGUCUCCAUAUUGUCUCUUGUUUUUUGGCGGCGAUAUUUCCAUCCAGAAGGAUAACGAUCAGGAAACUAUUGCUGUUGAUGAGUGGAUUGUCUUUCAGUCUCCAGCAAGAAUUGCCCAUCUUGUUAAGGAAUUAAGAAAAGAACUAGAUAUCCUUCUGCAAGAGAAGAUCGAAAGUCCUCAGCCUGUAGACUGGAAGGACACUAAAUCCAGAGACUGCGCAGUACUUUCAGCUAUCAUAGACUUGAUCAAAACACAAGAAAAAGCAGCUCCUAGGAACUUUCCAGCUCGAUUCCAGGAUGGGUACUACAGCUGACAGCCUUUCUGUGGUGGUCUGACAAGCCAGUUUGACACCCAUUUUUCCAUCACAGUUCAAUUUUUGGCUAGAUGCCAAACUUUGGGACACAUCUAAUUUGUGUGUGUAAGGUAGAAAAACCUUAAGUAGGUUGUAAAGACUUAAUGUGCAUGACUUAAUGAUGUUAUCUGUAGCUAUUAUACCAUUAAAAACAUGUUCUCUGAUAGUAUACACUGUUGGAGUCAUGUCCACACUUUGGGAGUAUUCCUCUUAUAUAUAAUGAAUAUUGUACCACGUAAGAAAUUCCUUUUAUUUCUGUUAUAUAAAAUUAAUCUUUCUGCUGUAAUUAGAGUAUAAAACCAGUAAAAUAGAAUGGUUAGCCAGAAAAGCAGUGUCAAGUAAGAAUUUGGAUACAACUGUAUUUUUAAGUGAAACUGAUAUCAGAAGUAAAUUAAUUUGUUGUAAUAAACCCCAAUAUCUAAUAAAAUGUACAAUGUGUAAAUCGCAACUAACUUCCUAGCUUGAUUUCUACAUCUUCACAUAUCACUUUAUUUGAUGUUUUUACUUUUUAAAAAUAAUUUAUAUACUGCUGUGCAGCAUAAUGUAGCAACUGAGCAUGAGCCUAGAGCCUAAAAGUUCCAGUCUCAGCUGAAUUUGCUAGAUGUCUUUGGCAGGUUACUUGACUCUGCUCGGUUUCCAUUUCCUUAAUCUGUAAAAUACAGUUUUAAAAUGUGAGGAUUCAAUAUAUUAAAACCCGUAAAACGUCAGACUAGUGCCUGGCACAUCACAUGUACAUUGAAUCUUAGUUGUUAUUUGUCUCUGAUUUUUUUUUUUUAAUUGGUGGGGUGAAUAACAACCUUUCAUAUUCUUUCUCAUUGCUGCUUUAUUCUCUUUGCCAAUGGAAGCUGGUCUGACAACAUGUACUGUACAUUUUUUGCUUUGACAAAUACUAUCACUUGCUAUCCAAUAGCCAUUUUGUCCCCCCUCACUUAAUUUUUUUCAUGCUCCCCCUUGUGCAGUGUUGUGCCCCAUUGUACCCACUUCUCUAAGGAUUAAGUAGAUUAUUCUAAACUGAUUGUUUUGGUUUUAAUAACCUUAUAAUUGGUAACACAUGAGUACUUGAACCUGCCCUGAGAAGCAGUCUGCAAGAGGUUGUUGGAAGAUGUUUCUCACCAAUAGACUUAGGAUGAAGCUCUGCUGUUCAUACAGGGUCUUUUCCAAAGCUGAUACUAGAAAUUGCUGCAGUGAACUUAUUAUCUGAAGGGGACACAGAGCUGUAUUCUGAGGUUGGUUCAAUGGAAGAAUAAAACCUACCAUGGUCCUUGAUAAUACUGAUGAGCUACAGUGACAACUCUAGAACUGCCCUAACCAUGGACUUACUUUGACAUAAGAAAGUUUUCAUUAUUAUGCCACUUUAGUAGGCUAUUUUUAACUUGAGAGCAUAUUUACUGAAACAUACUAUCCAUCAUUGAAUGUUAUUUGUUGAGUCCUCUAUUUACACCAUUUAUUUGGCGAUAUGACAGAGCUGAUCCUUAUCUCUGAUAAAAGAUGUAAAAGUGGUAGUAGUGGACAUACUGUAAAACAAAACAUUGGAAAAGCAUUUUGCUGUACCCUAAAGAUGUAGAAUUUAUUGUGCCUUCCAAUAAAUGCAAGGAAACCAAAGGAAUAGAAGUAUUAUGCAAUGACUGGGAUGUAAUGAUAGUGCUAUGAUGAUCUGUUAACCAUUGAUUCAGAGUGAGCUGCUCACAUUCUGAGAAUGUUACCACCCAUUAUUGUUUUCCAAGGGUUUGAAUGCACUCUGUGCCCUCAGUUUGUUCUCUUGACUAGUCCAAAAGUGAUUUGCCUCUCACUGCAUUCUGGCAUUAAUUCUUGUCACCAUAUCCUGGCAUAUUAAUUUUGUUCUAAAGUUAUUGUCAGGUCCCAUUUGCUCUAAAAAAUGUUUAUGUCUGUGCCUUUUUUUUUUUUUAUUAUUAUUUAAAGGUUUCCGUGAAAAAGAUUGUUGGUUGAUUUAAUGUUUGCAAACCAAUAUUUAAUUUCUAUGGAUGGGGAAAAUAUACCUGAAGAAUUAAAGAGAUGAAGUAUUCACAGUCAUUAGUUAUUUUAAUUACAGUAGUUAAUACAAAUUAUGUCUUCUGUACUACCACUGAUCAAGAUAGCAAUUUUAAUCAAAAGUGCUGUUUAUGUUCUGCAGGGUUUUUUUGUUCAUAAAAUAGGACAUUAUUGAGUGGGGAAUGCAGGCCAGAAUAGAAACUAUUUAGUCAUUUUAACUAAUAAAAUAUUAAGAAGGAAAAUCUAUUUGUCUCACCAUUAUGAGUAAUACAGAGAAUAACUCUUGAAAAAUACCUGAAACGAACUAUGGAAGGAAAAAAAGUCACUGAAUAAUCUAAAAAUCAUUUUUGCAAAGUGAGUACAUGUGACACCCCAAUUCAGUAGUUUGGGCAAAAGCUGUAUGUAGAUUCAUGUCAAUUAUUACAACUUAUUCUCCAUUCUUACUGCAUUUUUAAAACAAAGUUCACCAUUAGAGUUACAGAAAAAGCUUUGGAAGAAAUUUAUUUUAGUAUUCCUUUCCCCAGAAUAAAUAGUGGCAAAUUUCCUUCCAGUCUUACCUCUUAGCUUAAAUAUAUUCUUAAGUAAUUUGGAUCAUGUUAUGUAAUCAUAUGUUUGUAAAAUAAUUGUUUUUAAAUGGCAUUUUUAUUCUGAUUGUAAAAUAAUACAUCCUCAUUGAAGAAUAUUUGGGAACAUUUAACAUGAAGUAAAUCAUUACCAUUGUUUGAUAUAUUUUCAUACCUUUUUUUAAGCUUUAAGGUAUUAUAUUUGAUGAAGUAACAAUUUAAAUGUAUGAUUUGGUAAAUUUUUUCAAGUGUAUAAACCAUGUAAUUAUCACCACCAUAGUCCUGAUGUAGAACAUUUCCAUCACCUAAAUGUUCCACCACUGUUCCCAGUUGCAGGCCAUCCCCUUUCCCUAUUUCUGCUCCCUGGCAAAAAAACAGCAGAACCAAUAAGAUGCAGUCAGUCAGGUGGUCUUUUGUGUCCAGCCUCUGACUUAACAUAAAGCUUUCGAGAGACUCAUGCUACUGCAUGUAUUAAUAGCUGGUUCCUUCUUUAUUGUUUCUUAGUAUUGUGUCAUAUGGUUACACCAUUUUGUUUAUUCAUCAGUUGGAUAUUUGAGUUAUUUCCAGGGGUUCUUUUUUGUUUUGUUUCUGCUAUUACGAAUAAAGCUGCUAU
This is a messenger RNA of Lepus europaeus (European hare), 6307 nucleotides long. It is a transcript of the gene DHX36, whose product is annotated as DEAH-box helicase 36. The record is from RefSeq and is a predicted model, not a curated record. The coding region runs from base 83 to 3103 and encodes 1006 amino acids. NCBI's taxonomy places the organism in Eukaryota, Metazoa, Chordata, Mammalia, Lagomorpha, Leporidae. Gene Ontology annotation, molecular function: ATP binding; G-quadruplex RNA binding; DNA helicase activity. The transcript is spliced from 25 exons. Gene Ontology annotation, cellular component: cytoplasm; nucleus; intracellular anatomical structure.